AUGAAGGCUUCCCAGCAUAAUGUCGCCGCCGCCUUGGCCAUUGUCGGUCUGGGCUUGCAUGCCGCAAUCACCUCUGCCGCGAGCUGCUCCACGGUCCUUACCCCGUCCUACAACACGCCGGUUGUAGCCAGCGGCUGGACCGCACAGAUCGUCGCCAAUGGCCUGCACAAGCCGCGCAGCAUCCAGUUUGAUAGUUCCGGCAGCCUGCUGGUCGUUGAGAGCGGAAAGGGCGUUUCGCGCAUCGUCUUCACUGACAAGGGCAAGACCUGUCUGGAGGUGGCCUCGUACACGACCGUUGUAAACGACACCAGUCUGAACCACGGCCUCGUGUUGACGGCCAACGAAACCGUCCUGCUGGCCUCGUCCGUCGCGGCCGUCAAUGCCUACGUCUACGAUGCUAAGACCGGCAGCGUCAGCGGCAGCUCCCAGACCGUUGUCUCCGGCAUGAGCAACAACGACCUGACCACGCGCACGCUGCUCAUGUCGACCGCCAAGGAUGGUACGCUGCUGGUGUCGCGCGGCAGCUCCGAGGACUACGACGAGGACGCGCUGAAUGUCAAGUCCGGCCUGUCGCAGAUUCGUGCCUUUGACCUGAGCUCGCUCACGGCGUCGUCCUCGGACGUCUCUGCUUACGACUUUGACACCGCCGGCCUGCGCGUCGGCUGGGGCUUGCGCAACUCGGUCGGCAUGGCCGAGCACCCCGUCACCGGCGGCAUCUUCGCUGUCGAGAACAGCAUUGACGAUGCCACCCGCGAGGGCACCGACAUCCACGAGAACAACCCGGGCGAGGAGCUCAACUACCUCGGCACCCUGUCGGAUUUGUCGUCCUCCAAACAGGGCAGCAACUACGGCUACCCCAACUGCUUUGCCGUCUGGAACACAUCCAUCCCCGACAAUGCUGGCCUCGUUGUCGGCAGCCAGGUCAGCAUGAUCGUCAACAGCACCUACAACGACACCACCUGCGCCGACACCACCGUGUCGCCGCGCCUUACCUUCCCGGCUCACAUGGCUCCUCUGGACAUUAUUUUCACAUCCGACGGUGCAACCGCCUACGUCACCUUCCAUGGAAGCACCGACAAGACGGCCAAGGUCGGCUACCAUCUGUCUAGUCUCGAAUUCAACAGCACCACCGGAUCGCCCGUCGACGACGACACCAGCACGACUGCUCUGACCACCAUCCUGUCCAACCCAGAUCUCACCCAGUGUCCUGGAGCCUGCUUCCGUCCCGUGGGCCUCGCAUGGGAUGCCUCUGGCCGUCUGUUCAUGUCGUCCGAUGCCACUGGCGAAAUUUAUGUCCUACUCAAGUCUUCCUCCACCGCCACUUCCACUGCCAGCGGCACCAUGGUGACGCCCACAAGCAGCGCUAAGAGCGCCGCGGCACCUGCCGCCCUCUUCAGCCGGACCACGGCUCUGCUGGCCGUUGCAUUGACCGGAUCGGCGACGGUGCUGCUGAGUGCGUUUUAA
This is a messenger RNA of Grosmannia clavigera kw1407, 1464 nucleotides long. RefSeq lists its product as uncharacterized. The transcript has 3 exons. The coding region runs from base 1 to 1464 and encodes 487 amino acids. Lineage: Eukaryota; Fungi; Ascomycota; Sordariomycetes; Ophiostomatales; Ophiostomataceae. The record is from RefSeq and is a predicted model, not a curated record.